CGCCGCGCCGCACACAGCACGUCCGUCCGCGCGCGCGGGCCAUGGUCGCGAGAACCGAUGACACUAUGUUCGGGUGCUAUGGUGACAGCUACUCGUACCGCCUGUGGAGCCUGGCCAACGCCGGUUGGCUAGCAGACAUGAGGAGUAAGCAGGUCCCCACGUCUACCACCUCUGCCAGGCGGCUCGCGCCCUUAUUCCGACCGCUGGCCGGUGGCGGCGCAGAGGGCAAAGCGACCGAGGACGAGGAAGAGCGCGGAGGCUCCCCGCUGGGCCCCGGCGGGCCGUUCUCGUGCAGCCAGUGCCGCGGCGCGUACCCCACGCGUGACCAGCUCGAGCGCCACGAGCAGCUGCACGCGCCCAACACUCAGGUGGAUACCGUCAAAUAUUCAUGCAAGAUCUGCCACAAGAGCUUCGCGAACGUGUACCGGCUGCAGCGACACAUGAUCAGUCACGACGAAAGCGCAUUGCUGCGCAAAUUUAAAUGCAAUGAUUGCGACAAAGCCUUUAAAUUCAAGCACCAUCUGAAGGAGCAUCUGCGGAUUCACAGCGGCGAGAAGCCCUUCGAAUGCGCCAACUGUGGCAAAAAAUUUUCUCACUCUGGCUCAUAUUCGAGCCAUAUGACCUCGAAAAAAUGUCUCGUCAUGAAUCUCAAAAUGGGAAGAAUAAAACCCAACAAUCCCGCGUUAAAUCCUGAUCGUAGCCCUUCAAGAAAACGCACCAACGCUAUGGUCGCGUCUCAAUUGAAUAAUAAUGUAGCGCCUAAUGGAGGCUCUUUCCCAUUGCCUAUCUUACCCAAGUACAACGACGCUGCUGCCUUUUUCGCACAGCCUGGAAUAAAUCCCUUCUACAUGCCACCAGGAAUGCCGAUAAGUCCAGCUAGUGGAAUUACCCCUUAUAGUUUUCCAGCUUCGCUUAGCCAGCUGUUUGAACAAUUAGCUUCUUCGCAAUACCCGCCACGAAAAAUGGAUAGUCCAAUCAAUCCUAAGCUGAUUAGCUCUCCUCCAAUGAACCCUGAAGAUUUAAUAGAGGAAGUUACCGAAGAGGACGAUAAGCGAUCGGAAGGGAGCGCGGAUCUCGUUAUGGACAUAGAGGAUGAAGAAGGUGUCUCCGUAAAGAAGGAACACGACGGUCGGGAGACUGAUCUGCAGUCGCCCACAUCACGCAACUAUGAAUCCGUCCCUCUAAAUAACAACGGCCCAGAUGCCGAUAAUAACCAUCCACAUUUUAAUACAAUAUUAGAAUCGGUGAGCGCUUCGGUCACUAAGCAUUUCUUUAGAGCAAAUAUGGAAAAAUUGUCACCAGUGUCGGGAAAUACUUGCCCUAGUAUAGAAUCACCACCGACUCCUCAUAUAAUUGUAAAAAAAGACCCCGAAGAAAGUCACACAUGUCUCAAAUGUAACUUAACAUUUAAUAAUAAAAGUGACUUAUUAGAUCACGAAAAAGCAUUGUGUGGAAAUCUAUUUCGAAAACAUGAAGGUCUGGCAGCUCAAGUAGCAGAAACUGUUGCACUUAAUAGAUUAGAAGCAGAAAUGCGAGCAUCGAUACAAAGUGGAGUGAGCGCUAGCGAAGACGAAGACUAUAAUAGAGAAGAUAGAGAUGAAAAAAUGUCUAUACAUGACACUGACAGGAAAAUCAGAGUUCGAACGGCGUUGAGUGAGGAACAACAAUCAGUGCUGAAGGAGCACUACGCGAUAAACUCACGCCCAAACCGAGAGGAGUUCAAAAGAAUUGCUCAACAAAUUGGUCUUGACAACAGAGUGGUUCAAGUAUGGUUUCAAAAUAAUAGAGCUAGAGAACGAAGGAUGACUCAGACCGUAGUCUUGUCCGAUCAACCACUAGACUUGUCGACGAAAAAAUCGAACCCGUCGGUUACUUCGAGUCCAUCGCCGUCGCCUUGCAGCAUUUCCGUUACACAUUCCGAUUCCGAAGAAGCGGUGAAUCUGAGUCAAAAGUCGUCACGAAGUACGACUCCGCACCGCCCGAACUAUCUAAAUACAUACCCACAUUCCAAUUGCUCUUCUUCGUCGUUUAACGAUUUUCGACUAUCGCCAUCACCAGGGGAACCAAUAAAUGGUCAUAAAAGGUUACUGCCGCAAAAAAUGCCAGUAAAUCCCUUGGUGCCGAUGGAGAAGCUCCUACAGUACAACGAUAUAGCGAACCGAUCUCCUCUACUCAAUAUGCACAUGUCGUCAGAACUGAAUCGACAGGGAUCGAGUCCUUCGUACGAUCGCCCAUCUUGGGCCGAGGAAGUGCAGACAUCAAACGAGUUCGAAGACGAAGGAUCAGUACUUAAGAAAAGCAAAAUUAAGCCAGGAGCAGAAUUCAAAGAAGGCGAAGGCCAGUUCGUCUGCGAUCAGUGCGACAAGACUUUCGUCAAACAGAGCUCUUUGGCGAGACAUAAAUAUGAACAUUCAGGCCAACGACCAUACAAGUGCUUGGAAUGUCCAAAGGCGUUCAAGCACAAGCACCAUCUGACCGAGCACAAGCGGUUGCACACCGGCGAGAAGCCCUUCCAAUGCUGCAAGUGCCUCAAGAAGUUCUCGCACUCCGGCUCCUACAGCCAGCACAUGAACCACAGGUUCGCAAUCUGCAAACCCUACAGGGAGUAGAUGCCCAGCGAGUAGACAGCCCACUACGGAGUUUAGCACAUUCAUUGCCUCGUAGAAAGGCGGACAGCACAAUUUGUCGACACUAGUUACCAACCCUACAACGAAAAUGAUGCUGUUAUCAAUAUGACAUUUACCUCAUAAAGCGUUUUAACUAAACGAACAUAAUUUACGCAUAAUAUACCUGUAGGUACUCACAAUAAUAAAGUAUUCAUCGCUCGGUAUUUUCGUUUCGGAUUAAGGUCAUUGCUCAACGUCAUAUUUUUAUACACUAGAACUCGAGUAGAAUAUAAUUUUGAUUCCCCUAUUUAUGAUAAUUAACUAUUGUAUAGAGCCAAAUAUUAUACACAUACCAAAGAAAUGUGCCAUGCAACGCGCCAAACAUUUUUAUGACUCAUUUAAUUUAAGCUGAUAAGUAGUUAUUAGUUGUACGUGCCAAAUCGUGAAGGCCGGUACCUGUAGCAUAAUACUCCUGUAAUAAUAAGUGUUAAAUUUUAUUUUUAUAACCCAAACGAAACGCCAAAAUAAGCAAGUGUAAUGUAAUUUAUUCAAAGCCAGCAGCGGUCAGCAGUGGUAAAUCUCUUGUUGUUCUAUAUUUCAAUCAACAAAUUAUAAUAUUUUUAACUUAUUAAUUCCUCCAGAUGCGUAAAAUCGUGACCGGAAUGUCUAAUGUGAUGACAAUAUUAUAAUAUAAAAUAGUUUGUCCCUUUGUCUAAUUGUCUACUUGUAACAAAGAGUACGUGUAACGAAGUAAUUACACCAGCUUUUCAAAUUUUAAACUGCAAAGGCUUAACGCUGAUCGUUUCACAAUUUGCGCGGCAGUAUUGUCUAAGUACCCACACGCAAUGCUAUACCUCUAUGGUUAUUAAAAACUACUUGUGUCUUCUGUUCUUUGAAUUCAUAAGGAUAGGUAAUGAUAAUCUUCUUGUAUUUUAAUUAUAACUGUUUAGAUAGAUUCAAUCUUAGUUAAGUUUAAAGCAUUCCAUACUACUCCUAUGGGAUCUCCGCUGUGUUUAUUGAACUCUCGAUUAGAUUAGUCCAAAGAUUAGAUAUAUUAUCGUUGUACAUAAUAUCUUAUAAUAAUGUACAUAAUAAGAUUUAUCUGUAAAUAUGAUUGCUUAUAUUCUAUAUAUAUAACAUACGUAGGUAGAGUGUAUUAUACUCGAGGUGUUUCAGCUACAGUCUGACAUGAAUAUGACAAUAAUAAACAACACAGUUUAUUGAUUGCAAUACGAUGCGUAAAAAUAUUUCGAAAAUUAUGUAAUCUUAUCUUAAUAAAAUAUAAGACAUGUAAUGCGUCACAGUAAAACCAACGAAUUUAUGGCAACCUACAUACUAUUUAUUAGUUUUAUUUAUAUUCAUUCAUUGCGGGUAACUUAAUUUCGCAUACUAGUUAUUUCUUAUGUUCAUCAACGUAUGUACUUAAUUUGCAAGUUGUGUUCCAAUAUAGACUUACUAUAGUUCAGAUUUUCAAUAGGACCACACACAAUUACCUCAAAUUUUAAGAGUCAUUCAUCUUGCUCCAACUUGGCUUUUUAAACUCUAUGAAUUAGCUGAUUCUCCUCCAUGUCAUCAGCAUAAUAAAAUUGCUUGUAGGUUUUUCACUUCCUCGACUCUUGCAGUAUGUUAGAACAGAAAGUUCCUAAGCAAAAAUACACAUUAAGAGAUACGCAGUAAAGUUUAUUUCUGUAUUCUGUAAUUAUAUAAGUAGAUAAAAUUAAUUUAAAGGUUUCUAAGCAACGAAUUACAUAAAAUACCGCAGACACUGUAUGUAUACUUUUAUCAUUAAUACGCUACUAGUUAUAUACUUAUACUUAAUUAUGUGUCACAGUAUUUCAAGUUCAACGCGAACGUUACACCUUGUAUUUUUACAAAAUGUAUUUUGCAUCUUAAUUUAAAGUCAACAGCACAGCCAGCUAUACACUUUAGUUCGAAUAUCGCCUCCAGUGCAACGGAAAAAGAUCCGUCAACGUGUAGCUUGAUGUUCUGCCGUCUGUACAUUUGAAGCACAAUAAGUAAUAACUCCAAACGAAAUCAUAGAAUAGGUACAAAUACAAAUUCAAUCCACUGUCUCUUCUUACAGAAAUCAUUUUUCGCCAAAACACAAAGAUCAGAGAAGUCUUAAAUCUAAAAGUUUGAUUAUUUACUAUUAUUAUUAUACAUACUUAUAUUAGUUGUAAGAACGAUUGUGGUGCGUCGUCGCGGUUUCUCGGCUUCGCGGUGGGCUAGAUAAACCAAAGAUUACUUACGUUAAUGACGUGAUGUGGAAACUGUACCAUAUACCUGUCCCAUCAUUAGUUAUCUAGUUUAGUUUUAAUUAUGUGCCAAAAUAAGUUUAGGUCUUGAUUUAAAAUUUUAUACAUGAAAAUUAUUUUAUUUUUUACAAAAAAGAUGACAUUGUAUGUUUAACAAAGGUUCCGUUUGUGCAAUACGAAGGUUGCAAGAAAGUACUGGAGUCUUCUAAGUGUAAGAGUACGUAAGCUAGGGGUAAUGUUAAGCCAUGUGAAUUCCUAUUGCCAUACUGUGUUUGUUGUACUUGUGAGGAGUGCACUGCGCGUUGCGCACGGUGCGCUGCUGUGCACACGUCGCUAAUCAUUUGUUAAACUAAGUAACUCUAGAUUGUUAAACCUACCCAUAGAUUAACAUGUGUUAAAAUAU
Hyposmocoma kahamanoa is the source of this 5264-nucleotide messenger RNA. It is a transcript of the gene zfh1, whose product is annotated as zinc finger protein 1. The coding region runs from base 42 to 2609 and encodes 855 amino acids. Gene Ontology annotation, cellular component: chromosome. Gene Ontology annotation, molecular function: chromatin insulator sequence binding; DNA-binding transcription factor activity, RNA polymerase II-specific. NCBI's taxonomy places the organism in Eukaryota, Metazoa, Arthropoda, Insecta, Lepidoptera, Cosmopterigidae. The record is from RefSeq and is a predicted model, not a curated record. Gene Ontology annotation, biological process: regulation of transcription by RNA polymerase II. The transcript has 5 exons.